This is a messenger RNA of Acromyrmex echinatior (Panamanian leafcutter ant), 1652 nucleotides long. RefSeq lists its product as uncharacterized. The record is from RefSeq and is a predicted model, not a curated record. Lineage: Eukaryota; Metazoa; Arthropoda; Insecta; Hymenoptera; Formicidae.
UAAUAUUAAAAUAUUUACUGAAGACAGUUGUAAUCUUGAAAUAAGGAAAAAUAUUCCAAUAUUGGCCAAAUUUUACAACUAUUUGUUAUUGAAUACGAAUUUUCCCUCACAGCAGCUUCUUAGAAAGGAUGUAAGACUCGACUACGUGGUCGGUACAUGUCCCACUCUUUCAGUUUAUCUCUUCAUACAGAUAAUAUGGCACUUGAAGUGCGAAGACUUAUUAGUUGAAUCGCUUGUGCACAUACCAUUGGAUCUGUGUGUGCAAAUUUUAGAAACAACGUUUAAACACAUAAACGAAUUACAAUUUCCACGAGCCAGACGCCUUGUUUUUCUUCUGAUCUGCAAGGUGUACUAUAAAUGUUUAUGGCUGCACUUAGGUACACUAUCAGAACAAAAUGUGAUGGAAUGCGUUCAUCAAUUAAUAACAUAUUUUGAAAAAUUGUUAGACUUCCUUGUCAAUCCUAUGUUUGAUACUUCUCAUACAUCAUGCAGCAAUGAAAAGUAUUUGCAACAUGGUAUAUUAGUGAAAAACAUGCUUCACUAUAUUAGGAAGUGCAUGCAUAGCAAAAUUGAAAAUUAUUGGAAAAAUAAUCUAGCAGCAUCAUUCACACUUACGUACGGCAACUUUAAUGAACACAAAAUGAAUUAUUAUCACAUACUUCCUGUCGACGAAGUAAAAUCCAUUAUAACAAGAUUAGACCAAAAAUUGACUAAUUUGCUUGUAAAUCAGAUUAAGCACAUUGAACCUUCCGAAUAUAUAGUUUGGGAAAACACCGUAGAUGAUGAAAUCACUAUAAUAUCACUACAACAAGGCAUCGCCAUGGAAUGCCAUUACUUUAUAGAGUUUGUGAAGCAGAAUAAAUUUUUCAUGACAAACGAGAAAUUACUCCUCUAUCUGAAACAACUUGUAGGUUCAAGAAAAUCCGAAGAAUCUGUUUUAACUCUUCAAGAACUCUGUCGUAAAAUCACAGAUGGUAGAUCGCAUGGUAUGAGGGAGUUGAUUAAACGCUAUAAAGAAUGGGAUUUGUCUAUAUUGGAUUUUAUCAACGAAAAGAUAGAAUUGUUGAGAAUUUACGAUGUUUCCGUUAUACUCGAAUAUCUUCAUUAUAUAUUCGCAUAUCUGCAUACUAAUGCAGAAAAGUAUCGGGUGUAUGUGUCAGUAUUAAGAAUAUUGAUUCAGCUAACAGUAAAUGACUUGCAUUAUGUUGUACAAAAUUAUGUGGAGCAGCAUUUUGACGACAAUCCUUUAGAGUAUCUGUACAAUGAAAGAUGCUUCACAGAAUUCAUAGAGAAAUCUUCAUUUAUGGAUCCUUGCGAAAUGACUGAUUUGGUUAGAACCCAAGAAUUGCGUAUCCUCUUAAUCUUUAUUCUGUUAAAUUCCAAGGAAGUUUUAAGUAAAUUUGUGAUGUAUGAAAUAGGCGUUGAAUUCUCCAAUGAUUUUAUGUUCGAAGAAAAUAUGUCUUUAGUGCGAUCGUAUUACACUUUAAACAGCAAUCAAUGCAACAUAUUGAUGUACAUACUGAAGGAUAUAAUUUUCGUACAGCGCAUAAUAUUAUGCUCCCGUUUUAUAGAUUUUAUGGAUAAUGUAUUAAGCCAUCAGGUGAUACAAUGCUAUAAAUGAAAUAAUUAUUAUAAAGCUAAAUUCGAUCUUA